Messenger RNA from Lytechinus variegatus (green sea urchin), 441 nucleotides. RefSeq lists its product as uncharacterized. The transcript has a single exon. The coding region runs from base 1 to 441 and encodes 146 amino acids. NCBI's taxonomy places the organism in Eukaryota, Metazoa, Echinodermata, Echinoidea, Temnopleuroida, Toxopneustidae. The record is from RefSeq and is a predicted model, not a curated record.
AUGAAGACGUUACAUAUUCAAGCAGAUGACGUCAUAUGCAAGCUUGUGACUGAACGUCUCGGGGUAUCCCUGACCCCGAAUGACAUUGACCGGUCACACCGGAUCGCUGCUCCCAACCGUGACCAAGCAACUGAAUCCACAUCCGGCACAGCGCGAGCACCAAAUAGGAAAUCGAGACCACGAGCGAUAAUAGUGAAACUCACCACUUAUCGCAAGAGAGCUGAAAUCCUGAAGAUGCGCAGGAAGCUGAAGGGAAGUGGUAUCGGGAUCGACGAAGCAUUGACGAAGACCAACCAGGAUCUACUCUAUGCAGCCAAACAGCAUCAGAAGGUGAAAGAAGCAUGGACUUCAGAUGGACGCGUAAUCGUCUUACUACCGGCAACCAGAGGAAAUACCAUCAAACGUGUGAUUCGUAGCAAAGAAGAAUUGAAGAAAUUAUGA